Messenger RNA from Thecamonas trahens ATCC 50062, 852 nucleotides. Its product is annotated as tRNA pseudouridine synthase A. The coding region runs from base 1 to 852 and encodes 283 amino acids. The record is from RefSeq and is a predicted model, not a curated record. Gene Ontology annotation, molecular function: RNA binding; pseudouridine synthase activity. The transcript has a single exon. Gene Ontology annotation, biological process: tRNA pseudouridine synthesis. Lineage: Eukaryota; Apusomonadida; Apusomonadidae.
AUGGAGAAGGCAUGUGCGGCGCUGAUGGGCAAGCACGCGCCUGCUAGUGGACGGAUGCACGUGGUUGGAGCGGGCCGGACGGAUGCUGGGGUGCAUGCGACGGGAAUGGUAGCGCACGUGGAUCUCCCGGGCGAGGUGCUCUCGCCCAGCCUUGUCAACGACAACGCGACCAUGGAGCGUGCGCUGCGGGCGCAUGUGCGCAAGGCGAUCGGGCGGCGCGACGAAGACAUGCUCUCUGUCCUCGCCAUCAAGCCGAUGAGCAAGCGAUGGCACGCUCGGUUCUCCUCGACGGGCAAGACAUACACAUACUCUGUGGUCGACGACGCGGCCGGCGGCGUUGCUGCCCUGUCAGUCGAGGACAUGGCCAUGACGCCGUUUGUCUGGCGGCUACCGACCAACUCGCCGCGUCGUCCGCUCGACGUGCCCGCCAUGACUGCUGCUGCCGCCGCCAUGGAGGGCACCCACGACUUUGGCGCCUUCCGAGCCUCGUCGUGCUCGUCGACCCGGGUUGUCCGCACCAUGGACGCCGUCCGCGUCGACGCCAGCCAGAGCGCGGGCGGAGCACGGACCGUUGUCCGCAUUACCUGCGCCUCGCGUGCCUUUAUGCACCACCAAGUCCGGAACAUGGUCGGUGCCCUUGUCGACGUCGGCCUCGGCAAGCUCACCGUCGGAGACGUUCAGGCGCUCCUGCUCCCUCCAGCCGAUCCGGCACAGCCGCACAGAUCCCGAACUGAGCUCGAGUCCAAGACGGCACCCGCACGCGGCCUUGUCCUCACAGACGUCUUCUACGCUAACCACCCGAAGCUUCCGUUCACCACAUCGACCGCCUAUGACGCCGACUAUGGCCCGUGA